Messenger RNA from Rattus norvegicus (Norway rat), 415 nucleotides. It is a transcript of the gene Defb19, whose product is annotated as defensin beta 19. The record is from RefSeq and is marked validated. Lineage: Eukaryota; Metazoa; Chordata; Mammalia; Rodentia; Muridae. Gene Ontology annotation, cellular component: extracellular region. The transcript has 2 exons. Gene Ontology annotation, biological process: innate immune response; defense response to bacterium. The coding region runs from base 46 to 321 and encodes 91 amino acids.
AGAAUGUUCUGGACCCUGGGAUGUGCUAAGACCUUCUCAAAGAUCAUGAAAUACUUGCUCCUGAAUCUUUUGGUAUUUUUUAUCCUGUUCCAGCUGUUUCCAGUCUACAGGUGCCGCAAAUCUUGCUGGGUCAUAAGAGGACACUGCAGAAAACACUGCAGAUCCGGCGAGCGGGUGAAAAAGCCAUGCAGCAACGGGGACUACUGCUGUAUUGCAAAGAAGAUAAACACUGUGCCACAGGCGCCCAAGAAUGCGUUUAGUCGUAAUUUCAGAGUACACUCCAGAACAGCGCCAGUGGCGGUCCUCAAGAACAGUACGUAGUAAGUUAGAGUUAUGCUGAAAAUGAUUCGGUCCUCUACAGAGCAGAAGGUGCCAGCACAAGUGUCUCCCAAGUGUCCAUUAAAUCCAUGACUUC